AUGAUGGGCACUCCUCCCGCCGGCCAACCCCGCCGCCUCCCGGCCACACCAUCCUCCGCCGCUUCUUUCCCCGAGGGCCGCCGGUCCCUUCCCCGAGCGCCGUCGCCCCUCCCCACGCGCACGGCUUCUUCCCCUGAGCGCCGCCGGCCCCUUCCCCCGAGCACCGCCGCCCGUCCCCACGUGCACGACUUCUUCCCCCGAGCAUCGCCGCCCCUCCCUCGCGCGCCGCUCUGCAGCGGCCAUCGAUCUCGCGCUGCCGCCCCUACGCACGCGCCUCUGCCCCAUGCCGUCCCCGACCUGCGCCGCCUGAAUCGCUGCGACGCGCUGCCGCAUGAAUACAUGUGGGCUGUCGUCGGCCGGAGCCCCCCACGGGACUGCUCGACUCCCUUCCGCGCCGACAUCGGAAGCCCCGCAGCGGCGCAGCCCAAAGCCUGCUCCCACGCCGGCGGCUGA
This is a messenger RNA of Lolium perenne, 453 nucleotides long. Lineage: Eukaryota; Viridiplantae; Streptophyta; Magnoliopsida; Poales; Poaceae. The record is from RefSeq and is a predicted model, not a curated record.